AUGACAAGCACUCUUGGCUGGACUAAAGACGAAACAGAUAACCUGCUUGAGUUAGAAUACAAGGAAGAGAUCUUUCAAUAUAUGAAGCAAAUGGAGAAAGAGACUAUGGCCGUCCCGGAACACAUGGACCUUCAGCCUGAGCUGACGUGGGAUUUGAGACCACUUCUUGUUGAUUUCUUAAUCGAGAUUCAUAACCACUUUAGUCUCCAGCCCGAGUCAUUAUAUUUAGCCAUGAAUAUGAUGGAUCGUUAUCUCUCGAAACGCGUUGUAUACAAAAAACACUAUCAACUUGUGGGUAUGACCUCACUUUGGAUAAGCAGCAAAUACGAAGAUUCGAAGGAGAGAUUGCCAUCUGUCUCACAGCUAUGCAAACUCUGUAGCAACACAUACGAUGAGGCUGCAUUUAUUACCAUGGAAAGGCAUAUCCUCAAAACACUCGACUAUAGCCUUGGACAUCCAACAGCCGAAGCUUUCUUGAAGAAGGACCUAGAGAUGUCCGGAGAGAAUGAUCAAAGACUGCAACACGUUGCUCAAUUCUUGAUGGAACUUACAAUGUUCCAGCGAUGCUUCCUGUCAUUUGGAUCUUCCACUAUUGCAGCUAGUGCUCUGUUCCUUGCUCGCAGCAUCUGCCGUAAGCAGAUUGUGAUGCCAACCGAUCCCAACGUGGUUGCAUGCAUUCAGCACUUGGACAACAGCCUUACGAAUGUCUCUAAAACUGUACAUGAAAAGUAUUCACGCUCAAGGUUCUCUCAGGCAAGCAUUAUAGUCAAGGAGUGGGUCGACAAUGGUGGAAGGGCGCUCAUCCAACCUAUCUCGACGGAGUGCUCUAAUCCUUUGUGGACCCUCUCCAACAUGUUGUGGCAGCCUCCAUCCCCUAUCCCAACCACGUUCCCAACAACCCAAGUAGGCGCCGGGUGCCAGGCUGAACCACAGCCAGCAUACAGCAAUCCCGGAUAUGCUGCAGCUGUCCAACAAACGUAUCCACAACAAUCACAACAACAACCUAAACAGCAACAAUCUGGCCGGCACCACAGCCAUUCGAUCUCAUCAUGUCAUUCGCAGUACAUGACUGGCCAUCAACAACGUAUAAAUUCUGGAUCAGCGCAUCAUAUGUCCUAUGCAGCAUUACCACAGCAGCCACAGCCAGCGGUUAUCAGUCAUCAGACUACAUAUGAUAUUCGACCAGCAGGGUUAGAUUGCGGAGCAAGAUGGGUGGAUAUCAAUAUGGAGGCAUAG
This is a messenger RNA of Lobosporangium transversale, 1236 nucleotides long. RefSeq names its product cyclin-like protein. The transcript is spliced from 3 exons. Gene Ontology annotation, biological process: mitotic cell cycle phase transition; regulation of cyclin-dependent protein serine/threonine kinase activity. The record is from RefSeq and is a predicted model, not a curated record. Lineage: Eukaryota; Fungi; Mortierellomycota; Mortierellomycetes; Mortierellales; Mortierellaceae. Gene Ontology annotation, cellular component: centrosome; nucleus; cytoplasm. Bases 1 to 1236 code for a protein of 411 amino acids. Gene Ontology annotation, molecular function: cyclin-dependent protein serine/threonine kinase regulator activity.